This is a messenger RNA of Musa acuminata AAA Group (dessert banana), 942 nucleotides long. RefSeq lists its product as uncharacterized. The coding region runs from base 82 to 732 and encodes 216 amino acids. NCBI's taxonomy places the organism in Eukaryota, Viridiplantae, Streptophyta, Magnoliopsida, Zingiberales, Musaceae. The record is from RefSeq and is a predicted model, not a curated record. The transcript has 6 exons.
CCUCCAACCAAGCCCUCACUUCUUCCUGAUCAAAAACUUGAAGGAGAGAAACAACACAAGUGUAGAGAGAGAAAGAAAGAUAUGUGUUUGGCUGUGGCUGCAAUUUUGUUGGCUAUGAUCCAAGUUCUCUCUCCCUCACUGACCCCAGAAGCAGCUGCAGCAGAUGUGCCAUCUCCUGUCCUCGGUGGAAUGUGUGAUGAUGUGGACUGUGGAAGGGGACUCUGCCAGACAUCGGCAAACUCGACAUUUGGGUUUGAGUGCAAGUGUGAUCAUGGAUGGACUCAGCUUCAGUUCCUUGACCAUGUGCCCUUCCUUCCCUGUGUCAUCCCAAAAUGUGCAUUUGAUUAUGCUUGUUACAAUGAUUCCAUGGUUCACGCACCUACUACAUUUCCUGAAGCUACUGAUCUGUCCCUUCUUGAUCCAUGCAGGUGGUCUUUCUGUGGAAGUGGGACAUGCAUAAGAACAUCUAGUUUCCGACAUCACUGCGAGUGCAGAGAAGGUUUCAGCAACCUUCUAAACCUCACCAACCUCCCUUGUUUCAGAGAUUGUGUUGUUAUGGCAGAUUGCCCAACUCUGGGGUUUACAUUAUCAAAUGGCUCCUCUCCAUCUUCCUCACCUAAUUUUCCUGAGACAAGCAAUAGAGCUUCUCCCACUCAAAGGAAGUUCCUGUGGCUGUACAUUAUCACAAUAUGUGUGGUAAUGGUGCAAACAACACAGAAGUAUGAAGUAUAAACAGGAAUCACCAUCAGUAUGGAGUAAGAUGAGUUUGUCCUCAGAGAUGAAGUGAUAGGAGACUGUAUACUCCUCUAAAAAUUUGCCUCUUUGUAUACUGAAAGACCACUUCUACAGAAAAAGAAGUGGAGGAAAGCCCUGAAUUCUUUUCAUUUUGUUUCUUUUGUUUAGCCUAAUGCUUAUAUGGAUAUAUAUACAUGGAGAUGUACU